GUAGGUCACUUCAGGCCGGCUGGUACACUUGAAUUUACGUCACCAACAUGUGCCAAGUGUAUAGCAGUCUGCUGGUAUUCUCCUUAUUGGGUGUACUCGCACAGCCAGUGCUGACCCAAUUCUACGGAUAUGGACAAGGUUACCCGAACAUGAUGGACCUUCUGUAUAAUCCAGAUCUGUACAAUAACUAUUAUAGACCAUACUUUGGUUACCCUCAACCCUCACCGAUGAAUUACUAUCGACCGCAAAUACAGACCGUACAGCGUCCCGUACCAAUUCCCAAGCCACCCAAUAGUCCUAGCGCGAACGUCAUAGGAAUACCAAAUGCGGAGGAGUACGAUAAGAAGCCAACUGUUAAAGAUAGUACUUGCACAUGCAACAACUAAGCUGGCGACAUUGGCAAAAUUACAUCACACAAAAUUUCAAAAAACCAUUGAGUCGCUGCCAUAGGCUCUAAACGUUUGCCUAUACAGUAAAAAAAUUACGUUCUUUAGAGAAAUGUAGCGGUUUAUCCUCAAUUCCAAAAAAAGUAUUUUGUAUGUUGUUAUAUUAAUUUAAUAAAAUAUUUAAUUUGA
This is a messenger RNA of Photinus pyralis (common eastern firefly), 575 nucleotides long. RefSeq lists its product as uncharacterized. The transcript is spliced from 4 exons. Lineage: Eukaryota; Metazoa; Arthropoda; Insecta; Coleoptera; Lampyridae. The record is from RefSeq and is a predicted model, not a curated record. Bases 48 to 386 code for a protein of 112 amino acids.